AUUGUCACUCCAAUUAGUCACUUAUGUCGAGUGUUGCGGAUUUUCGCAAAUGUGUUUUUAUGUAAAAUAGAGCUUGUGUUUUUAAACAAAUAAAAGCAUAUAAUCUAUAAAACAACUCAGUACUGCUAUCUCGUUAUAAGUUAUCUCGCGAAAAAUGUACAAGUCGAAUUUGGAGCCAGACAUACCUGCAGCAUUGGGUUUAUUGUCUCACUUAGAUAAUGAGGAGUUGAAAGAAUUAUUAAACAAUGAUGGAAAAUUCGAAGAUGUAGUGAAAGAUAUACAGCAGUUUAAAGAUCUGGAGACUGAGAAAGAAAUGUUAAUGGUGAGCAAUAGAUCUAGAGCUGAAUUUAAUCUGUCAAAGCAACCUGAAUUGGAGGAAGGCAAACAGAUUGUAAAAGACCUGAGUCAACAGGCUACUCAAUUGUGUACCAGUGUUAAGGAGAAAUUAGAUGAAUUACGUAACAAAUCUGAUACAAUGACGGUUGAUACUGCACUGGAUCUGCUACAAGCAGCUGCUGCUGAAAUCGAAGAAGAAUCAGAGGCAAUAGCACAGAAAUUCCUAGCUGGUGAUAUGGAAGUGGAUGAAUUUCUGGAUCAGUUUCUGAUACAAAGAAAAUUAAUGCACUUGCGUAAAGUGAAAGUAGACAAAAUGAGAGAAUUAACAAGAAAAGGAUCUUUUUCGGGACCUGGCUAUCCAACUGCUUCAAAUUUCCCUGGAAUAACACCUUCUAUACCAUAUCCAACUGGACCUGUAGCUAUGCCAAUGCCAUUACCAUCAGGCAUGCCAAUAAUGCCAUUACCAUCAGGCAUGCCAAUUUAUAGGCCAUACUAGUAAUGUUAUACAGUUUUCUUAAAUUACACAUUUGUUUAAUUGUGGCACAAAAUAUUUUAUAUUGUUCUUUCAUAUAACUUUGUAUGUGAAUUACUAUUAUUUUUUUAUAUCAAAUGAUCGGUAAUUGCAUAAUAUAAAAUAUGUAAUGUAUAAAUUGUA
Molecule: messenger RNA, 991 nt
Organism: Pseudomyrmex gracilis
Lineage: Eukaryota; Metazoa; Arthropoda; Insecta; Hymenoptera; Formicidae
Gene: Vps37B
Product: vacuolar protein sorting-associated protein 37B
Exons: 4
Coding region: 155-832 (225 amino acids)
Biological process (GO): protein targeting to vacuole; ubiquitin-dependent protein catabolic process via the multivesicular body sorting pathway; protein targeting to membrane
Cellular component (GO): ESCRT I complex
Source: RefSeq, a predicted model, not a curated record